This is a messenger RNA of Solenopsis invicta (red fire ant), 1278 nucleotides long. RefSeq lists its product as uncharacterized. NCBI's taxonomy places the organism in Eukaryota, Metazoa, Arthropoda, Insecta, Hymenoptera, Formicidae. The transcript has 4 exons. Bases 1 to 1278 code for a protein of 425 amino acids. The record is from RefSeq and is a predicted model, not a curated record.
AUGCACGUGUUGGGCACAUAUCCAAGUCCACUGAAUAACAACAAAGAAUAUCCACUGGAUAUCCUCGUGUUGUCCACAUAUUUAUGUCCACCGUAUAACUACGGAAGAUAUCCACUGAAUAUCGACGUGUUAUCCACAUAUCCAUGUCCAUCGAAUAACUACAGAGGAUAUUCACUAGAUAUUCACGUGUUGUUCACAUAUGCAUGUCCACCAAAGAACAACGAAGGAUAUCCACUGGAUAUCCAGGUGUACGCCCCAACGAGCGAGGCGCCUGAUGAAGACACGGAAGCUUUCUAUCAUCAACUGAAGGAAACGUUAUCGAUGAUCCUUGGAAAGGAGAUUGUGUUAAUCCUGAGCGAUUUUAAUGCCAAAGUAGAAGAAACAUGCUUGGAUGACCACGCCAGAUCAGCAGUUGGUCGGUUCGGGAUCGGCGUACGCAAUCAACGCGGAGAGCGGCUACUGGAUUUUGCAAUUGAUAAUGCAAACACAGUAUACAAACACCAUAUACGGCAUCUGUACACGUGGGUGUCACCAGGCAGUCGCUACAGGAACCAAAUAGACUAUGCGCUGAUCAGCUCGAGAUGGAGAUCUUCUCUCAAAGACGUAAAAACAUAUCCUGGAGCUUUUCACGCGAGGUCAUGGGUUAUGGAAGACGACAUGGGCGAGGAGGUGCACGAGAUCGAGAAGGUGCUGGAUGUAUGGAGGAGGUACUGCGAGAAGCUGUAUGCGGACCCCCACCGGCCUCUGAAUCAGAUAGAGCACCCGGAAGCACCUCCCGCAGCCCCCAUUAUAGUGGAGCCUGACAUCAUGCGCGAGGAGGUGGAGAGAGCGGUAAGUAUGCUGAAGAAGAGAAAAGCAUGCGGUUCUGACGGCAUAACGGCUGAAACUAUCCAGGCCACUGGCAACCUGGGCAUCCAGGUGCUCUGGGAUACAUGCCGCAAAAUCUGGCAAAUUCAGGAGUGGCCAAAGGAGUGGGAAGAGUCCAUCUUUGUACCGCUUCAUAAAAAAGGAUCUAUGAGGAUCUGCAGGAAUUACAGACUCAUAGCCUUAAUGUCACAUGCUAGUAAGAUCAUGUUGCACAUUCUUCACUCAAGAAUCAGAUCCUUCCUUGAUUACCAAAUACCUCAAGAACCGGCCGGUUUCGUGAAGGGAAAAGGUGCAGCUCAAGAACAGGGUAUCCUCACAGUUAUGGGUUGGGGCGGACGUCCGCCAGGGAUGUAUUCUCUUGCCGAUCCUAGUCAACGUCUAUGGAAGCAUCAUGCGGAGUGCCCUGGAUGA